AUGAAGACUAAGAAUUCCACGCGAAGGGCUGUUUUCUCUCUGCAUGAACCAACUACAUCUGGGGGCGAGCGCAAGAUUGCGGUAAAGCCAAUAUUUGAUCCCAGUGCUGAGAUCGACACUGACAAAUUAAAGGAUCAGACAGGUACGCGCAGAGUGCGACCGCCGUCAGGUCAAUCUCCUGCUUCUAUCAAUAAUAUCUUUGGACAUGUCCCGAUCAACCUUCGUGCGUCAACCGGACUUCCGUUCUUUGGUGCAGAAAGUCAGCAAUGGAUGGAGUCUUGUACCGGCCAGAAGAUCGACUUUGAUCGGUUGAACUUAGCCAGUGUCCGAACGCAAGAUCAAACUGUCCAUGAUUUUGCAUCUCUCAAGAAACAUUUUCGACACCAUACUCAUCCUGACCUUCCAGAAAGGAGCAUUGUCCGUUCCGCAUUGCACAAGUUCAUCUCCUCCUCUGCCCAUCGCCGCUUUCCUUUUGUACACCCUGGGUUAUUUCAUUACACCAUGGAAACAGCAUAUGACAAUCAACUUUCGGAAUUUUCGCCUGACAUUCCUAGCGCCAGAGCCUGCAUAUUUGCCUUUAUUUCCUUCAGCAGCUUUAUGGUAGACGGAAACUCUCUUGGCAAUAACAUCGAGUCUCAAAGGUAUAUUCAUGAAGCGCAAUAUCUCGCAUCUGCAAUUUUGGAUGGCCAGGCUACUCUAGAUGGAAUCCAGGCACUCUUAAUGGUCGUAAGUCAACCCAUUUGGUUUUCAUUCUUCAAUUGA
Molecule: messenger RNA, 762 nt
Organism: Penicillium cosmopolitanum
Lineage: Eukaryota; Fungi; Ascomycota; Eurotiomycetes; Eurotiales; Aspergillaceae
Product: fungal specific transcription factor domain-containing protein
Exons: 1
Coding region: 1-762 (253 amino acids)
Source: RefSeq, a predicted model, not a curated record